This is a messenger RNA of Vigna angularis (adzuki bean), 1980 nucleotides long. RefSeq names its product metalloendoproteinase 1. Lineage: Eukaryota; Viridiplantae; Streptophyta; Magnoliopsida; Fabales; Fabaceae. The transcript has a single exon. The record is from RefSeq and is a predicted model, not a curated record. Gene Ontology annotation, biological process: proteolysis; collagen catabolic process; extracellular matrix organization. Gene Ontology annotation, cellular component: extracellular matrix. Gene Ontology annotation, molecular function: metalloendopeptidase activity; zinc ion binding. Bases 695 to 1765 code for a protein of 356 amino acids.
CUGUAACAUGAAUAAUAAUUGUCAAUAGAUUAUGAUGAACAUUUAAUCACAACCAAAUAUAGACCAGGAAAUGAAAAACAAAAUAAUAUCGAAGGCGUACGAAGAACAUAGAAGAGAGAAAGUAGUUUGUGUACAAUUAGAGAAAAAUAAAAGUAAAAGAAUCUAGGAAAAUUUAGAGUUUUAAAAAAAAAAUUAAUGUAAGAUAUUUUUGGAGUAAAAAAAUAGAAAAAUAAUGUUGGGAGCAUUUGGUGGGGUAGAGGAAACAAAUUCUCCGUAAGUAUCAUGUACUAGCCGCUGCCCAUCUCAGCCCAUUUAUGUCUAACUUUGGACGUAUAAACUCACAAUGUCUUCUUUAGCAUUUCUUAUCAUUUGAAAGGGUGACGAAGACUUGAGGUCAACGUAAAAUCAUUCACUUUUCGUCAAAUCCAUAGAAUCAAACAUGGAUGUUUAGGUUUGCAGACACUGAUAGCGAGUCUUCACAUGUUGGCUUUAGCAACUUGCUUCGUCAUCAGCAAGUUGUUGUAAUCACACCAAUAAUGGCUUAGCAACGGUGUGCUUCUCGAGAUCACCAACUUGUGCCAAAAUUCUUUCUUUAUUCAGUUUCUCAAACUUGCCCAUUAUCAUUUUUGUUAUAUAUAUUAUUCCCCAACUCCACUGCAUAGACGAAAUCGAGCAAGAAUUUAUAUUGAUAAAGAUGAAACCAUUCCUUUCUGCGUUCCUAUUAUUGUUCCUUCUCCUUCUCCACCAAUCCCAUUUCGCGAAGGCUGGUAUUGGGUCUUCUCUUGCGUCUCUAUUCAAGUCUUUAAAUAAGGAAAAAGUUAUCAAUUGGGUCAAUGGAAAAAAACCACCAAAGCCAGAAUGGGAUAAAGAAUACUUGAAGUAUUUGAAACCGGAUCCCAAACUACCAAACCUCCCACUCAAUAAGGAAAGAAAAGGCUUCGCUCCACUCAAACAAUACCUUUCUAACUUUGGCUACCUUCCAUCCUCCGACUCAUUCAACAACACUGUUGACCAACAAACAUUAUCAGCCAUCAAGACCUUCCAGGAAUCUUUCAAUCUCCCAGUUACCGCCGACAUAGACAACCACACCCUUAAACUCAUCUCCCUACCACGAUGCGCUGUCCCCGACAUGGAUUUCAACUACAGCUUCACCCAAAACGUGUCGUGGCCCAAAGCCGGUCACCGGUGGUUCCGAAAGACAAACCUCACGUACGGUUUUCUUCCGGAGAGUGAAGUCCAACCCAGCUUCACCAAAGUGUUCAAAAAUGCAUUCACGCGGUGGGCGAAUGCCACAGGGUUUUUGAACCUGACGGAGACAACCUACGACGACGCGGACAUUAAGGUUGGGUUCUACAAUUUCUCUGAUGUCCUUAUCGGCGACUUGUUUGGCUUCAGCUUUAUAACGGAGAACCCUCCGUCUGACGUGAAGACAGCUGAGAUAAAUCUCAAUGGCAACAUGUAUUGGGCGCUGCCCAGUGAAAAAGGCGACUUGUCGGCGGAGGAUGGAGUUCUGGACUUGGAGAGUGCCGCGAUGCAUCAGAUAGGGCAUUUGCUUGGAUUUGACCACUCUUUCAUGAACGACUCUGUUAUGUACCCUUACAUUUUGCCAUCGCAGGAACGAAAGGUAGAACUCUCCAAUUCUGACAAGAACAACAUUAAGAAACAGUAUGCUAAUGUUGACUCUGGCGGUGGUGGAUGUUUGGGAGUGCCUUCAAUCACCAUUUUGUUGUCUCUGGGAUUUGCUUACAUGUUUCUUAUGUAUUGAGGUCUCCUCCUAUGUCUAGCACACAACUUUGAUUUUGUUCUUGAUUUAUAUUAUCGGGAAUGGUUUUCUUUCCAUGAAGAUUAAGUGAGGAAUAUGUUUCUCGCCAAAAAUAUGUCUUUAAUCUGAGUGUUGUAAUUGUUUCUAAUUGGUCUCUGAAUAUGGAAAUAAAGGAAAAUUUAAAAAAAUGGAGUAUUUUAGUUUUUAAAUUAUAAAAA